AGAAAUGGAUCCCGGGUUGCCGCGAGCUAUAUCGAGCUCGUCUCUGGCCAUUUGAGAACCGAGACGAUGAAUCCUUUUCAACUUGACCGAUGCUGCCAUCACAUACAGCCGCUGUCAUGUCGGGUAACCCACCCGCUACCGCUGCACCUGAGUCAAGCAAGGCGAAGAAGCCCCGAAAGUCCCGAUCCAAAGGACUGCGAGCCACAACAGGCUGCAAGACAUGUCGGAGUCGCCAUAUGAAAUGUGACGAAGCCAAACCCCGAUGCGGUCCAUGCAAGCGAAGUGCUCGAGAAUGCGAGUAUGGAGAUCCGACUCAGAGAGCAAGGCCGGCGAGAGAGGCAAGGCCCGCGACAUCCACAAGGCCGGAUCCAAUAAGAGAAGAAAUUGCGGCCAGCAAUGACCGUCAGUCCGGAUAUGAGGCUGAGUCCAAAGUAGCCAGCAGCAUCUCCAGAGACAUACCGGAGAAGAGAGAGAGCUUACCUGAACCUCCGUGGGAACAAGCGAAUCCGCUUGAGGUCUUCAAUAUCACAAGUCCACAGUCAACGCUUAGCUCCACUGGUUUUGGACUCGACGCUCCGUUACGGUGGUUUGACUUGCUCGCUGGCGAUGCUAAUGCCAAUGACAAGGAAUUCUCCAUGGACCUUUUUAGCUGGGGUGAUGCAGCGACGGGUGAAGCGUCGAUAGCUCACAAUAUCGCGCAUACGCCAGCGGGGUCUCAGCCUUCUCCAGCCUUUGCUGAAGUGCCUUUGCUUCCGCCCACGCCUCUGGACGUCCCAAACAGCUUAGCGAGGGAACCGUGGCAGGUUGCGUAUCAUCUGCAGGCACGCGAGCUCCCGAUAUUUCGGCGAUUUGUGGAUCGCAUCGCUCUCUGGAUGGACUUAUUGGAUCCAAUGAAACACUUCUCGACUUUCGUACCUCAUCUUGCCUUGGACAACGAAGGGUUGAUGCUAUCGAUUCUUGCAUUGGGAGCUCGUCACAUGUCCAUCAAGCCGUCCCCAGGUACCGAAGAUGUGGAUCGAAACGUUGCGGUAGAAUACUAUUACAAGACCUUGCGCUACUUGCAGGGUGCCAUGAAGUACGAGUCAUACAACCGAAGCUUGCACCUGCACGCGACUGCACUUAUAGUUUCCAUGUACGAGAUGAUCGACGGUUAUGGCAAGGGCUGGGAGCGUCAUCUCAAGGGGGUGUUCUGGAUUCAGCGUAGCCGCAACAUAGGUGCCGAGACGCCAGGCCUAGAAGGCGCUGGCUGGUGGGCCUGGUUACGACAAGACGUGUGGGCCGCAUUUCGGGAAAGAAGACGAGUGUAUACUAUUCACCGAACGGUUAAGCGGUAUGAUGAGAUGAACCAGUAUGAUCUUGCUUCGAAAUCAGUAUACCUACUGGCCCAAUGCGUAAAUUACAGCUCGGAACAGGACACCCGCGACAGCGUCAACAACCUCAGCGCCCGUAUACAUCGCGCUCAGGCCCUCCACAAUUUACUCGAAGAAUGGCAUCGAAAUCUUACAGUACACUUCGCUCAGCUUCCCUGGCCCGGUACAACCAACGAAGACGACGUCUUCCAGCCCAUUUGGAUCAACCCGGCCCCCCUAGCCGCAUCGAUGCAGAUGUACUACUUUGCCAGAGUGCUGCUGUUGGUCCACGAGCCUAGCGCCGGGGGUUACACGGAGUUCACGCGACGUGAGAAACAGCUUAGCGAGGCUGUCGAGGCCAUCUGCGGAAUCGCCAUGACGAUCACGGACGAGCCUGCGACGAUCACGUCGACACAGUGUCUCUUCGCUGCAGGCCUGUACACACGUAGCCAAGAUGUGCAAAAGCGAGCGGCCAUCAUGAAGCUGAUUGACGAGGGCCAGAUACGGACGGGUUGGCCCGUGAACUCUUUGACAGAAGAGCUUCAAGCUGAAUGGAACUUGGCAGACACUCGCUGAGACUCGCAUGAACUGGAUAUUAACUGCAUUUACGACUAUACAGCAUCCUGGCCUACAUUCAUUCAUGCAAAAAUAGGCUGACAACAGCUGAAGCACUAUCGCAGCGAAGCCACUUGGAGGCCUUGCUAUCGUUACGACCUGAUGUGGCAUUCCCUUCGUUGUUGAUGAGGAUAGAUAAUCCGAACGAAUCGUCGUUCAUCUGCGCAUUCUCGCCGUUGCCUCUGCUGCAGAGGACGGAGAGGCAGCGGAGCCCUACGAGGCGCGAGACUGAAGAGUUUGCGUUCUGCUGCUGCGACGAGAGGUAAACCCAGCGUCCAGAUUCUGAAUGUGGCGAAAAAUAUCCACAUCUACAAACUAUUUUGUCUGGAUAGGGAGACAUGGUCAUGGAAGUGAAAAAGUGCGAAUAGCAAAAGAAAGAUGACGCAAAUCUGAAAGAUCUGGCGAAAGGACUCGAUGGUCCGACUCCAACUAUGUGGGUGCGGCCUUCAGCUGUUCAUCAGCAUGUGUAUAUUAUUAUGAUACGUAGUCGAUUAUCACGAAGACA
Verruconis gallopava is the source of this 2469-nucleotide messenger RNA. RefSeq lists its product as uncharacterized. Gene Ontology annotation, molecular function: zinc ion binding; transcription cis-regulatory region binding; DNA-binding transcription factor activity, RNA polymerase II-specific. The record is from RefSeq and is a predicted model, not a curated record. Gene Ontology annotation, cellular component: nucleus. Lineage: Eukaryota; Fungi; Ascomycota; Dothideomycetes; Venturiales; Sympoventuriaceae. Bases 90 to 1925 code for a protein of 611 amino acids. The transcript has 6 exons. Gene Ontology annotation, biological process: positive regulation of transcription by RNA polymerase II.